This is a messenger RNA of Henningerozyma blattae CBS 6284, 987 nucleotides long. It is a transcript of the gene RAM2, whose product is annotated as bifunctional protein farnesyltransferase/protein geranylgeranyltransferase. Bases 1 to 987 code for a protein of 328 amino acids. NCBI's taxonomy places the organism in Eukaryota, Fungi, Ascomycota, Saccharomycetes, Saccharomycetales, Saccharomycetaceae. Gene Ontology annotation, cellular component: protein farnesyltransferase complex; cytoplasm; CAAX-protein geranylgeranyltransferase complex. Gene Ontology annotation, biological process: protein farnesylation; protein geranylgeranylation. The transcript has a single exon. The record is from RefSeq and is a predicted model, not a curated record. Gene Ontology annotation, molecular function: protein farnesyltransferase activity; CAAX-protein geranylgeranyltransferase activity.
AUGACCGAAGAAUUCCUAUUGAAAUUUCAAGAUAUCAAACCAACCCCCAUUCAAACUGACAUCCCUAAUGAAUUAUGCCAAAUUCUUUAUACAAAAGAAUAUGCUAAUCUAAUGGGUGUAACAAGAACUCUAAUGAACAAUCGUGAACACUCUAAGAGAGCUCUGGAAUUAACUUCUGUUGUGAUUGAAAUUGCUCCAGCUUUUUAUACAGUUUGGAAUUAUCGUUAUAAUAUCAUUCACGAUAUGGUUUUACAAUUGAAAGAUGCUAAUCAGGAAAAAGUUAUCGAAUUUCUAAAUAAAGAUUUGGAUUGGCUAGAUGAAUUGACUUUAAACAACCCCAAGAAUUAUCAAAUUUGGUCUUAUAGACAGGCUAUUUUGAAUUUGCAUCCCAAGCCAGAUUUCAAAAGAGAUCUACCUAUUUUGAAGAUUAUGUUGCAUGACGAUACAAAGAAUUACCAUGUUUGGUCGUAUAGGAAAUGGUUAAUUGAUUUUGUUAAAAACGAUUCUUUAUUCGAUUUCAACAUUGAAUUGAAUUUCACAAAUAUUUUUAUUGAUAGAGAUAUCUAUAAUAAUAGUGCUUGGACUCAUAGACUUUUUGUAAUAAAGACUAAUCCUGCAAAUAAAAAUAUAGAUUUCAAUUCUAAACUGAUUCAAAAUGAAAUAAUAUUUACUAAGAAAAAUAUUCAUUUAUGCCCACAGAAUAUUUCGUCUUGGAAUUAUUUGAUAGCAUUAUUAGAUUGGUUAAAUAAUGGUAAAGCAACUGAUGAUUUGAUCGAAUUUGCUUCCCAAUUUGUUUCUGAUUUUUUUUCCAAUACUGCUAUUUUACCAAAUAUUCAAUCAUCAUAUGCUUUAGAAUUCUUGGCUGAUCAAUAUAAACUAGAUCCGAAAAGAAUUAAUGAUUCUAUAAAGGCUUAUAAAGCUCUGUCCACUAAAUAUGAUCCAAUAAGAACUCCAUAUUGGAAUCAUUUAAUUAAGGGAUUAUCAUAG